This is a messenger RNA of Populus euphratica (Euphrates poplar), 883 nucleotides long. RefSeq names its product ankyrin repeat-containing protein At3g12360-like. Bases 377 to 883 code for a protein of 168 amino acids. The record is from RefSeq and is a predicted model, not a curated record. The transcript is spliced from 3 exons. NCBI's taxonomy places the organism in Eukaryota, Viridiplantae, Streptophyta, Magnoliopsida, Malpighiales, Salicaceae. Gene Ontology annotation, cellular component: membrane.
AAGAAGAGAGAUCUUGAGAGCGGUCGGGGGAGGAACUCGGAAGAUCUGGGGAGUGUCUCGGAUAGGAAUCAAAGAGGCGGCCUACUCAACUAUUUAAAGAUCCCUAAAGUAUGUUGGCUAAAAGGAAUCUGGGAGCAGAAAAGAAAGCAUGUAUUUGCUUUGAGAUUCGCCGAAAGAUCUAAUAAAAGAAGAUAAGUCAUUGAAAGAAGUACAAACUUCCGAAACCUAACGUCUACCAGCACAAACUUCUGUAACGAUGUCAUCAUUGACUACUUAAAAGGAGAUCCCAUUUUUUACUGCAACUAGAAGGGGAACAGAAAAGAUUGUGAAGCUGAUAAUAAGACUACAUCCUCAAGCUAUUGACCAGCGCGGUGAAAUGAAUCGGAACAUUUUGGAUGUGGCCGUCAUGUAUCGCCAGAAAAAGAUCUUCGAUUUUGUGAAGCAACAGGAAAUACCGUUCGCUAGACUUCGUCGAGUUGUUGAUAAUAGCAGCAACUCAUUGUUGCACCAUGUUGCCGAUGUAAACCAAAACAGUGGAGUAACCAAGCCUGGGCCUGCACUACAACUUCAGGAGGAGUUGCAAUGGUUUGAGGUAGUGCAAGAGGUAAUUCCUGAUCAUUAUGUCCCGCUCCUGAACGACGAUGGAAAAACUGCAAGAGAGUGCUUCGAAAUUUCGCACAAGGAACAACUGAAAAAGGCACAAAAAUGGAUCAAGGAAACAUCUCAGUCUUGUUCAACUGUAGCUGCACUUGUUGCUACUGUUGUCUUUGCUGCUGCCUAUACUGUGCCCGGUGGUUCCGAUGAAAAUGGCAAGCCCAACUUCAUCAACUCUCCCUAUUUUCUGAUUUUCACUGUCUCUGAUGUUGUCUCCUUAGCAAGCUAG